Molecule: messenger RNA, 4193 nt
Organism: Cyprinus carpio (common carp)
Lineage: Eukaryota; Metazoa; Chordata; Actinopteri; Cypriniformes; Cyprinidae
Biological process (GO): regulation of transcription by RNA polymerase II
Cellular component (GO): PcG protein complex; transcription regulator complex
Molecular function (GO): DNA-binding transcription factor activity, RNA polymerase II-specific; RNA polymerase II cis-regulatory region sequence-specific DNA binding
Source: RefSeq, a predicted model, not a curated record
GUAGACGCACGUUAUUUGUCCGUAUUAUUUUCCUCCUCUCGCCGCUUCACUCUCCAGUCCAGCGCGUGGCGCUAAAACACUCGUUUAUUUGACAAACACCAUUAAACCUCAGAGGAAGAAGAUUAGUUUCACCGCGCUCUCCGUUGUUUUGUUGUGAUGCUGGUUUAAUACAAACGGUUAGAAAUGUUUCUGUGAAUAGACAAAUACAGUUUUUGAAUCAGGUCAGUAAAUAUCUGUAAUAUCCUCACAGUCGUGACUAAGUGUUGAAGCAGGAAUAUCUGGAGGAGUAUCAUCUGAACUGAGAUCUGCUGCUGUGAAGAUGGAGUUUGUUAAAGAAGAGAGUGAAGAGAUCACAAUUGAACCAGAAACUUGGAGAAUAAAACACGAGGAACCAGAAACCUGCAUAUCUCACGAGGAACAAGGAGGACUGAUGAAAAUGAAAGAAGAAAGACGAGAUCUGAAAGAAGUGGAUGAGAAAUAUCUGGAUAAGAAUGUUCCUGAUGUCAAUGAGGAAAAAUCUGCGAGUUGCAGCAUUAAAAAAACAGAAAUCAAAAGGCCUUUCAGCUGCUCUCAGUGUGGAAACACUUUCACAUGUAACAGAAAUCUUAAGGAUCACAUGUUAAUUCAUGAUGGAAAAAAGCCUGUCUUGUGCUCUCAGUGUGGAAAAAGGUUCACAUGUAACAGAAAUCUUAAGAAUCACAUGGUAAUUCAUGAUGGGAUAAAGCCUUUCAACUGCUCUCAGUGUGGAAAGAGUUUUACACAGAAAGCAAGCUUAAAGAAUCACAUGUUAAUUCAUGCUGGGAUAAAGCCUUUCAGCUGCUCUCAGUGUGGAAAGAGUUUUAUACAGAAAAUACAACUUAAGAAUCAUUUGUUAACUCACACUUCAGAAAAGCCUUACAGCUGCUCUCAGUGUGAAAAGAGUUUCACAUGUAAAUCAAGCCUUGAGAACCACAUGUUAAUCCAUACUGGGAUAAAGCCUUUCAUCUGCUCUCAGUGUGGAAAGAGUUUUACAUAUAAAGUAAACCUUGAGAACCACAUGUUAAUACAUACUGGAAAAAAGCCUUUCAUCUGCUCUGAGUGUGGAAAGAGUUUUACAACCAAAUUAUCCCUUAAGAGGCACAUGGUAAUUCAUACUGGGAAAAAGCCUUUUUCCUGCUCUCAGUGUGGAAAGUGUUUUACAACCAAAGUACACCUUAAGAGGCACAUGGUAAUUCAUGAUGGGAUAAAGCCUUUCAGCUGCUCUCAGUGCGGAAGGAGUUUUACACAUAACUCAAGCCUUAAGAGGCACAUGUUUAUACAUUCUAGAAAAAAGUCUUUCUCCUGCUCUCAAUGUGGAAAGACUUUUACACAAAAAGGACAACUUAAGACUCAUUUGGUAGCUCACACUUCAUAAAAGCCUUUCAUCUGGUCUCUCAGUGUGGAAAGUCUUUGGCAUGUAAAGGAUACCUUGAGAAUAACAUGUUAAAGGGGUCAUUGAAUUCCCAUUUUCCACAAGUUUAUAUGAUUCUUUAGGGUCUUAAUAAAAAGUCUAUAACAUUGGUUAAAAUUUCUCAACUGUACUGUAAAACAACACCAUUUUUACCCUCUCAAAAACAGCUCUGUUCACAGCGAGCCAUUUCGGUGCAUGUUCCUUUAAAUGCUAAUGAGCUGUGUUCACCCCUCCUCUCGCUUCAGUGGGGCGAUAAGCCACUCUCGUGAGACUAAACUUUAGCUACAUUAAGCUGCCAAACUUGCUAACUAGCACAUUAUCAGGAAAGGCGAUUCGCAAUGAUUCAUAAAAAAUAAAUGAAUAAAAACUUAUACUCACUUCAGUUGGUGAAGCUGGAUCGCAAACAUAGACGUUUAUGUAGAUUGGGGCACAUUAACUUCAAAAACAAAAUCAAGUCUUCAGAUGUCAGAGUAAAUGACGACUGCGGUGUUUAUAUUUACAUUCAAUUCAAGUUUAUUUGAAUAGUACUUUUCACGAUACCCAUCAUUGCAAAGCAGCUUUACAGAAAAUAUUAACUUUCUACAUUACAUUUAGGCUCAGGUUAUUGGUGGUGACUAUGGCAGAAAGGUUCAGUAAGAAUCAUGCAGUUAGUUACAAAUUACACGUAAUCAAACAGACAGUGAACACUUUUAACGGCAAUGAUUAUAUGUUGCGAUUAAACUUUGCAAUUGCAAUUAAACAUUGUGAUUAAGCAAAAUUCGGGAUGCAAGUCCCGUGACAGAAACAGAGAAGCAAACAGACAAAAUUAUUGUAGCUGCUAUUCCAUCUAAGCAAAGAUGAUGUGUUCAACCCAAGCAAAAGAAUGAAAAUGUGCAUUUGAUCAGAUAUAGCUGAAGUUACAUACAUUGUGUAAAUGCUUGGCUAAAAAAUUUCUUUAAUCUAGAUUUAAACCGAGAGAGCUUGUCUGAACCCUGAACGUUAUUAGAUCUAUUACGACAUCCAACUACUGUACUCCUCUAUCGCUUAGGUGACAGUCUUAGCUGGAGCCUGGUUCUUUGUGAUGUCACACAGCCAAGAAUUUGUACACGCUUUGAUCUGAGAAAGGGGUUAUGAUAUAUGGGGAUUAAAAUCAUCAUUUAUCAUUGUAGGGUGGUUGUGUUCACACACUGCCAACACACAAUUAAGUUCAAACAAUAUGUUAAAGUGAAUUUUGCAUCCAAUGACCCCUUUAAAUGUAUUAUUCAUUGUAUCAACAAUGUAGCAGUUUAGAGCAAAUCAGACAAUUUAAGAUUCAAACAGAACAGUGUUAAAACGCAAAGAGCUGAAUUCCACAAAGAGGCUCAAGACAACAGGUGAUCAUAAAUCAGAUCCCAUCACCAGCCUGAAGUAACCCUAACCAACCAACUCUUUCAACUGAGAACAGCUUGCUGCAUUAAAACAAAAGAACACUUACUGAUAAUUCAACUCAGGAAGGAGAUUGUCAAAUUCGGGGCAAGUAACCAAGAUUAAUGGUCAAAGAGACACACAGCAUGACCAUCACAUGUAAAUCCAUGAUAGAAAUCAAGAGCUAAAGACUUCCUCCGAAUGACUUCCACCUAGAAGACAAGAACCAGACUAAGAUUCUUUCAAGACCCUUUUGACCUUUUGUUCCUCACAGAACACACUCUCACAUUAACAGAACGACACAGAGAGUGCAUCAGAUCAAUCAAAAUGAUGCUAAAAAGACUAAUGAAGAAAUAGCAUUCUGAUGCAUAACUCCAUAUGAUGAAUGUAAACAACACAUUGGACUAUGAUGUUCUAAUCACUGAUUGUGUAUGUCAUUUUUAAUAACUAUUGAACAGUUCAUAGGUUUCUAUUCAUGUUUGGUAUGUUUGUGUUUGAGAAUUCAACAUAUCAUAUUCUUGUCAUAGAAAUCAUGUGUAAAUUAUACUCUGCUUGCGAUGGGAAAUUCAGACUUUGUGACUCGCUGAUUUGUGUAUUGGGAGGUGAAACAUUGCAACCCCCCGAAAUAAGACGAUGUCUAUUUGGUCAAAACACCUUUUGACAUGUGUCCCACUGAUGAGAUUAAAAACUCAGAACACCAACAAAUGUAGCAUUUUUGGGGUUUUUGCUACCAUUUUUUUUUCUUUUUUUUUUGGCUUUGUGCCUUUUUGCCACUGUUUUUUGUUCUUCAAGCUCUCUUCCAGCGGGCUUUGGCCUGCAUGCCUGCUGCUACUCAACCACCAUGAGUCUUUUAUCAGUUUUUAUUUCUUCUAGAUCAGUUUCUUUCUUUUCCUGUUUAGAGUUUUGUGUUCUAAGUUUUGCCACAAAGCCAUGUCAGACGUUGUCUGCACCAGCUUUAAAACCUCAACCAGCGUACACGACUCCACACCAUCCUUCAGCCAACACCCAAGACAUCACUUCCAAUGACUACUGAACUUCCAGCCAAUCAACAACCUACAGAAACCCCUUUCUGCAGCCAUGCCAUACAAAAUGAAUUCCCUUAAAAACAAAGGCAACACAAGCACAACCUCAAGAUUCUUGCUGAACUGGUGCAUUUAAUAUAAAGUUUAAUAGCCUCACGGAGAAACUCAAUGCGAGGGUUUCUUGAUUAAAGGCUCAGGUCUAAGCAAUUGCCUAUAUUGCUAUAAACAUGGGAUUUCACAUUUUCACUCUCGAACUCAUUCUUUCCUCACUUUAUUCUGCAACUUGUGUGAAUGUGUGAGUUUGUGUAAGAUUAGUUUACAUGUCUUUUUGACUAAUCCAAUAAAGUCUUGCGUACGUU